This is a messenger RNA of Rhodamnia argentea, 1931 nucleotides long. RefSeq names its product probable WRKY transcription factor 32. Gene Ontology annotation, molecular function: sequence-specific DNA binding; DNA-binding transcription factor activity. The coding region runs from base 248 to 1687 and encodes 479 amino acids. The transcript has 5 exons. Lineage: Eukaryota; Viridiplantae; Streptophyta; Magnoliopsida; Myrtales; Myrtaceae. Gene Ontology annotation, biological process: regulation of DNA-templated transcription. The record is from RefSeq and is a predicted model, not a curated record.
CCUUUCCCUCCUUCAUUCGCAACGAAGAAGAACGAAUCCAUCUCUCUCUCUCUCUCUCUCUCUCUCUCUCCUUUCACAUCAACCGCGAAUUCGAACAGAAUCGACGCCGAUGCGCUUCUGCUGCUCAGCUUCGGACCACUGGAAGUCCCCAGAAUCUGCACGAGUUUUUGGUCUCUCCCUCUCUCCGUGAGGUGUGUUCAGUGCAGUUGUUGCUGGUUCGCUGGUGGUGGGUCGGUAGGAGUCGGUUAUGGCGGACGAGGGGGGAGCGAGCUUGGGAGCUCUCGAGGGGGAGGGCGGCCGUCCCGGCGAGCGCCCGAGCUCGCCGGAGGGAGGAGGGGGCGGAGUGGGUGGCGGGGAAGGCCCGCCGUCGGAAACCCUAGCCGCGACGCCCUCCGCUCCGUCGCCGCGGGGUGAUCUUGAUCGGUGCGAAGAUUCGAAGGCGAGUUUCGCUGCGGUGGAAGAAUCCAAGGAGCAAGUUCAACAGUCCCACCAGGAAGUUCUAGGAGUUGGAAAAGUGGAGGCAGCUCAGACCAAGACACAGAACCAGCCGCAUUUAUCAUCGUGUCCAAUGGCGUCAUCAGAAUUAUCACCAACUUCUGUUACUCAAUCUAUUUCGUCAAUUCCAAGUCCAACUCCAGUAGAACAGGGUUCUGGGAUGAAGAUAACUGGUUCCUGCAUGCCAGAUCCGAACAGCAGAAGUUCUUACACAAGGAAUGUCCCUAGAGCUUUAAGGACUUAUAACAUUGAUGGUUACAACUGGAGAAAAUAUGGUCAAAAGCAAGUCAAAAGUCCCCAAGGUUCAAGAAGUUAUUUCAGGUGCACAAACACAGAAUGUUCUGCAAAAAAGAUCGAGUGUUGUGAUGAGCUAGGCCAUAUGUUAGAGACUGUUUACAGAAGUCAGCAUAACCAUGAUCCACCAAGGAAGGUCAAUGGCAUGUUGGAGGGUAAAUUUGAAAAAUCUGUUGGGCCUGCUAUCAAUCAUCUUUCAAAUAACCAUUCAACCACAGUGCUUGAUGAUUCAGGUCCAUCCUCUUCUUCCAAGGAGCUAAUCCAAGAAAUUCCUGAUAGAACCAAAAGUGAGCAUCAAAAUUCAGGUGGCUUUGGUGGAAACGGGGAAACUAUCAUAAAGAACGAACAUGUCAAUGAAAUAGAGCCCAGACAAAGUGGUAAGAAGAACAAGUUGUCUCACUCUGAUCCUCAACCAAAACCUGGAAAGAAAUCUAAGAUUGUUGUCCAUGCAGCGGGUGAUGGGGGGAUCUCUGCUGAUGGUUACAGGUGGCGAAAGUACGGGCAGAAGAUGGUAAAGGGAAAUCCUCACCCCAGGAAUUACUACAGAUGCACUUCAGCGGGUUGCCCAGUUCGUAAACAAAUUGAGACGGCCGUAGAUAAUGCAAAUGCCUUCAUAAUCACUUGUAAGGGGAGCCAUGACCAUGACAUGCCAGUUCCCAAAAAGAGGCAUGGCCCCCCAAGCACUCCUCUUAUUGCUGCUGCUGCUGCUCUUCCAGCUUCCAUGAGCAGUUCACAGCUUAAAAAAGUUGAUGCAGCCCAAAAUGGAAAGGCGUCGACCCCAUUGUCAGUAGAUACAGGGGGUGAAUUGACUGGAGAGGCCAUGGAACUUGGAGGUGAUAAGGCAAUUGAAUCAGCAAGGACACUUCUAAGCAUCGGAUUCGAAAUCAAGCCCUGUUGAAAAGUGAAGAGAGUUCUGGACUGGUGUAGAACUAAUUGCCAGGUUUGAAAUUCUAUUUUUUUCUCCCAGUAUGUAUUUAUUUCGAUUUAUGUCUCUCUGUUGUAGUCUCUCAGUGGGCACCUGUAUAUUUCCCCUUCAAAUGCCCUGUAGAAUCUGUUUAAAUAGUGGAGAAGAGGAUAGUGUGCACAUAAAGUCAUGACAUUUAGCGAAUGAAGAAAUAGCGCAUGCAUGAUUGCAUUUAUCA